This is a messenger RNA of Podarcis muralis (Common wall lizard), 7671 nucleotides long. Lineage: Eukaryota; Metazoa; Chordata; Lepidosauria; Squamata; Lacertidae. The record is from RefSeq and is a predicted model, not a curated record.
AGGAUGGGGAAAAUAUCUCAAAGCAGGAGGUGGUGUUAUUGUGUUUAAGCCCAGGGAAGGGUCUGCUUGGCUAAUAGCAUCUGAUUCUUCCAGUUGUUCUUUGCUUCCAGACAAUGCUCAACAUUUAUGCAGAAGACCAAGGGGUGGAGGAGCUUCUCAUGGCUACUGACCUUCAGUCUCUAAUCAUAGCAGCAGCCUCAUUUUGGGACCGAGGUAGCCCUUCCUGGAAAGGACCCACAAGCCGCGUGCUCCGAACAAUUUCAAAGGCCCAGUCCAGAAACACGAUUUCAUACUUGCAAGCUAUGGAUUGCAUCAAAAUUUCCGUUCAGAAUUUGUCCAGGCUUGCUGACUCCCUGUCUCCUUGUGAUGUAUGCGAAGCAGUCAACAUCAUCCUGUGCUUUGUGAGGGAUUCGUACCUGAUCUCUCCUGCCUUGCUUUUGGAGUUUGAGAACAACGGGGGCUAUCAGCUCCUGCUGAAAGUGUUUCUCAGAUAUGAAGGGCUGCUGAGCAGCAAAGAAGACGCCAGUGUUAAAGAAAUGCUGGAUUUCCUGGCACAACUGACUGUUUGUGGGAAAACAGAACUGAAGGUUUCAGGCAAUAUUACACCUCCCCAGCUGCCGCAAUUCAGUGCUAAACAGCCCCCUUCUCCAGGAAAUACAGUGAAAAACCUGAAAGCCUUCCAGGUGCUGGAGUCCCUUUUUCGGAAAUCGAGCAACGCAGAGCUCUGCCAGCACAUCUUGCUGGCCCUGAAAGAUAUCUGGACCUGGAACCCCAUGAACUUUUUCCUCCUGGAGUGGUCUCUGCAGCCCAUUUCCCAGUUUGUGGGCAUCAUCCCUCUCAAGCCCAUGCUGGUCCAGAGACAGUUCUUCCAGUUGGUGGAGUCCUUGGUGCUGGAUCUCUCGUACAUCCCCCAUGAGAUCCUGAAGGAUGUUCAGGGCUUGAUCAAGGAGAGUCCUGAUCCACUGUGCACUUCACUUGCUCUGCGCUGCCUCCACAACAUCACGCAGAGGGACCUGCUCUUCACAGAUAUCUUCAGAGACUCGGGGCUCUUGGGAAUGCUACUCGCGCAACUGCGCAAAGAGGCGAAGAUAUUGAGAAAGAAAGGUGGAAACCAAGCAGCCUAUCAGGAUCAGGCGAUGGAAAGAGAGCUCACCAAUAGGACACUGAAGCUGGUGGCUGCUCUUACAGGAGGAUCUGUUAGGAACACAGUGGUUCUCAGAGACUACGGGAUGGUGCCAUAUAUCAAGAUUUUUAUAGACGAUGAAUUGUACCGAAAUGAUACCCUGACUAUCUUGGAGCAUCUCUCAGUUAUCAACCCUGAGGAGUACAUGAGCAUCAUCGUUGGGGCCUUGUGCUCUUCUACCCAAGGGGAACUAAACUUCAAGCUGGAUCUACUUAAGUCUCUCCUGAGGACACUGGAUAAUCCCAAGGGCCGUUCAGCCUUCAGAACCAGCAGUGGUUUUAAUGGGCUGCUCUCUCUGCUGGCUGACAUGGAAGGCGCGUUGCAGGAUCCGCCCUCAAGCUUGUGGGCCCCGUUUGGUCCUAGCCACAUAAUGGAGCUCGUAUUGCAUAUACUCCAAGCAAUAGCGGCUGCUAUCUAUUCGGACGCUGUCAACCGUGAUUUUUUCCAAAAGAACGGGCUCUUUGACAAGAUGGCGGAGGACCUUGGCUUGCUAGGCUGCUUCUCAGGACAGAAGUGGGGUCAGAUUCCAGUACAGCUCCACGCAACACGGUCGUUUGCUGAAUUUUCAAAUGCAGCUGUUUCCUCACCCGAGUCCUUUCCUACCUGGCUUAAAAGCUGCAUAAUUAUACUCAGUUUCCUUGACAACAUGGCCAAGAGGAACCCCUUCGAACUCAAGAGCUACUUGGUGGACAUGAAACUAGGUGUAGAUCAAGUCCCUCAAGAUGUAAAAGAAAAUAAACCAGAAGAAACUGAAGACAACUUUGAGCAUUCAGGUGAAAAUAGAGCACCUGUAGACCUACAGCCAGAAUUCAAAGACAGGUUAGAUGCUGAGGACGGGGAAAUUGUGUGUCCUGGGGCUCUUUGUGUCAUGGUGAAACUGAUUUGCAAGCUCUACAAUGAGGCUCACCCAGAACUAUCAUGGGAAAUCCAAUACGCUGUGGCCAAUCACAUCCAGUCCUUGAUGAAGAUGGAGAAGAAUCGCCAGGUGGCCUGUGGAGCUGGCCUGCUGAACGCUCUUGUUACCUCAUGCUUAGAGGUGCUACACAACGACAACAACGCCUUGCAUCUGCCUCUAAUCAGACUCUUUGAGAAACUUGCGUCCCAGUCAAUUGAGCCCAAUGUCUUAAGGUACUUCCUUUCAGGGAUUUUGACAGUUCCUUUGCCUCAGGACAACAUGGCUGCCUGUAGCACCAGGGCCUGGUGUUCCGUAGUCACUACAGCGAAAAGUUCCGCAGAUCUUCAUCGGGCUUCCCUGGGCUCAGACGCAUCCUGGGUAUCCAACAGCUCUGCCGUAGCUCUCCAGGCAGCCAUGAGCCUGGUCUCCAUGACGACGCCACGCAGCCUGGAUUCCCAUCAUGCCUGCCUGGCACCUUCAUUUGUGGAAUUUGACAUGUCCCUGGAAGGAUACGGUUGUCUGUUUCUUCCAGCAUUGUCUACUGUUCUGGGCCCCAACGCUGAAUCCUCCAUCUUGGGAGGAACUGGGAAAGGCCCCAGGCCGUUCCCCCCAUUGGAUGGCCUGACUUUCUCCUCCUGGUUCCUGGUCAGCAAGAUGGGCUCUGUUCACAGCGGCCACCCUCUCCGGUUCCUCACGCUGGUGCGUCACAUGGCAAGGACAGAAGAAGAAUUUGUCUGCUUUGCUGUGAGCUUUUCUCCCAUGGAUGGCUGCCUGACCAUCUCCACUGAGGAAGUGGCAUUCCAGGCCCUAGACAUGAUGGAACCUGAAUUUGGAGACCUUGGGCGGUCCUCUGCCUUAUCUCAAGUCCAGUUCAGGUGUGCCAAGCUGCUAGUGACCAGGCAGUGGCAUCAUCUGGCGGUGACUGUGGCUAAGGAAACGAAACAGACCUGCACCAUUUCAGCCUAUGUCAACGGGCAGAGAGUUGGCUCUGCAAAGAUGCAAUACAUCCAGCCUCUCCCAGGCAACUUUGUCUCCAUGGACCCAUCUUCCUUUAUCGACGUCUAUGGUUAUGUGGCUACCCCACGGAUUUGGAAACAGAAGAGCUCCUUGACUUGGUGCCAGGGCCCGAUGUAUUUGUUUGAAGAAGCUCUCUCCGUGGGAACUCUGCAGCUUAUUGCCAACCUUGGUCCGAGAUACUGUAGCAACUUCCAAGCGGUGGGGUUUAAAGGCGCAAGCUCUUGUAGCAGUGUACUGACUUCAGCCUUGGUAGCACAGGAGAAGAUUUCUUUUGGAAUCAACGCCAUGAACUCAUCUUAUACCACAAUCAAAAAUAUAAAAGACUUCUAUGGCGAGGUGGACGGUCGCCUGAUCGCUAAAGAGCUGGAGCUCUCUUCUCGUGACAGCACAACGCCAGUUUUCAUGUUUCGAAAUACUGCAGGGAAACUUCCAGGCCCCUUAAGAACUAUCGGAUCAGUUGCUGUAGGCCUGUACGGGACCCGGGUUUUCCAGUCCUGCCCAGCAGCGGUCAGUCUGAACUACAUAGGAGGCCCUGCUAUUAUGCUGGGUCUCCUUGCCAUGGCCCACGAUGACCACACUGUGUAUGCUGCCGUCAAAGUCUUGCACACUGUUCUCUGCAGCAGUGCAAUGAGCGAAAAUCUAAUGAGACAGAUUGGUGGGUACCAGCUCCUGGCAUACCUGUUGAAAAGAAAGAUCCAUUUGUUAAACAGCAGAAUUCUGCAACUCGUCUUUGCCCUUGCGGGCAUUGCUGAGAUCAGCCAGGACGCCCCCACUAUCAAGAACUUGGAGGCAUUCCAGCAUAUUGUCUGCUGCUUUGAGCUUUGGUGCCAUGCUCCUGAAAAUAUGGAGAUUUCUCUCUUUGAACACCUAACAGAAAUCCUACAAACCUCAAGAAAAGGAAGCUGGGAUAUGCAGCUUGCUCAUCGGGUGAAGAUGGUACCCAGGCUUUUUAUUCUCUUCAGUGACCCUGAGAUCACACGCUCUCGCAUCGGCAGAAUCUGUACCGUACUGUCGCAUUUGCUGCGCUACCAUUUCAGCAUCAAAGAUAUUGAUUGGGUCGGCUUGUUCUUGGUCUACACUUUAUACCCUUCCUCUGUGGAUGAAAGCCAUACCUGCCCGGACUAUGAAGAUGGCUUAGGCCAAACAUCUGGGGAAAUGAUUUGGCUACGAAACCAGCUGCUGAGAAUGCUGCUAGAUGUGAUGCGUUCCAAUCAACUUUAUUUUUCCUCUGAGGAUUCCUUCCUGGACCUUGUAUCGCGUCUGGAAGAAUACCGGAGAAAUGGUCAAGAACUGUAUGCGCUUUUGUGCAAGGACCAUGCUGAGAGGUUAAUGUGUGGGUACAACAAAUCUGCAAAAGCCUGGGCAGACCUUGAGGAGCAGCUGGUUCGGAGAGGAGGACCAUGGGCGUCAGCCUUAGCCCCUUCUACUUCAAGGUGGAUCCUGGAUGGAUACGAAGGCCCUUCGCGGAUGAGGAAGAGGGUUUGGCUCAAAGUCACCUAUCAUACAGCUGUGUCAACAAGGAACAAGUUGCAUAAUUCCUCUGCUCAGGCUCAUCAGCCACAAGACAGCAAAUUUGCUAUAACCCCAGAGGAAAGCCAAGGAGAGCAAAAGCUAAAUGGAAGAGAAGGAGAGAUGGAUUGUGGUCAGUUGACAUUCUUCCCUGCCCUGCAUGAAAGUUUCCAGUCGGAAGAAUUUUUGGAAAUGUGCGCAGAGCGGAAAAUCAUCCUGCAAGAGUUUGUACAAGAUGAAAAGAUUACAUGCAGGCAAUCAGUGGUGGUCGUUCAGGGACACAUUGUGUUGGAAGGAGCUCUUCUCUUUGGCCAAGAACAUUUCUACAUCUGCAAGAAUUUCACUGUGUCCCCGCUGGGGGAAGUUUACUGCACAAAGCACUGCAUAACCAGCAUCGCUGAUACAUUCAUUCAUAGCUUGUGCGACAAAGACCCAGCCACGGGACAGGCUACCUGUUCAUGCCAUUCCUACAGUGACAUUAAAGAGAUCCAUCCGAUGUGCUUUCUUCUACAGGAGAUUGCCUUGGAAAUCUUCUUCAGAAGUGGCUACUCCAUAUUCCUUGUAUUCCACAACAGUGACAGGACGAAAACCCUGAAAAGAUUUUAUUCGAAGAAGCCUAAUCUGAAAUCAAAAGGCAUCACGGAAGCAUCAAUUAAUAUAAGGAGAAGCGCUGGAAGGGAGAAGACGAUGCUCUUGAAGUGGCAGAGGAGAGAGAUCAGCAACUUUGACUACCUCAUGUACCUGAACACUCUGGCCGGGCGCACCUACAGUGACCUCAUGCAGUACCCAGUGUUUCCGUGGGUGCUUGCUGACUAUCACUCCCAGACUCUGGACCUUACCAAUCCCAGCGCCUUUCGCGACUUCGCCAAGCCCAUGGGGGCACAAACCAGAGAGAGGAAAAGGAAAUUUCUCCAGCGUUACGAAGAAGUAGAGAAGAGCGAAGGCAACCUCUCAGCCCAGUGCCAUUACUGCACCCACUACUCUUCGGCAAUCAUUGUGGCCUCCUACCUGGUUCGCAUGGAGCCAUUCAACCAGAUCUUCUGCUCAUUGCAGGGAGGCGGUUUUGAUGUUGCCGAGAGAAUGUUCCAUAGCAUGAAGAGCACCUGGGACUCGGCCUCAAGAGAUAACAUGACGGACGUGAGGGAGCUCAUCCCUGAGUUUUUUUACCUCCCCGAAUUCUUAACAAACUGCAACCAGUUUGCACUCGGAAGCCUGCAAGAUGGAACCUCGCUGGGUGACGUGCUGUUGCCACCCUGGGCAGAAGGAAGCCCUCAUAAGUUUAUCAGCUUGCACAGACAGGCACUGGAGAGCGAUUACGUCAGCAACCAUAUCCACCACUGGAUAGACCUGAUCUUUGGCUACAAGCAACGUGGCCCAGCUGCAGCGAAGGCUGUGAACGUCUUCCACCCCUAUUUCUAUGGGGAUCAGGUGCACCCGGACAGCAUCAGCGACCCACUCAUCAAAAACACCGUCUUGGGGUUUGUCAGCAACUUUGGACAGAUCCCGAAGCAGCUUUUCAGCAAACCACACCCAGCCAGGAAUACCUUGGGGAAGCAUUCAAUGAGCAGAGAAAGCAUACUCUUCUCUCAAACAGCUAGUCAGUUGCCUCCAACACUCAACAACCUGCGUAAUCUGAAGCCUUCAUCAGUUGCUGUCAAAGAGGCACCUCAAGGACCUGUGGGUCACAUUAUAUGUACUGAAAAGGGAACACUGGCCGUGGGGAAAAACAAAAUUUUGAUCCCCCCACAGUGGAAUAAAGUGUUUUGCUGGGGUUUCGAUGACUUCACCUGCUGCCUAGCUGCUUCCGGGUCAGACAAGAAGGUGACCACAUUUGAAAUCACAGCUGAUUGGGGGGUUUGCCUCUGUGCUGUGUGCCCCACACCCACAACACUCAUCACCUCUGGAAGCAGCUCUGCGUUGUGCGUCUGGGAGCUGUCCGUGGCUAGAGAUGGAGACGCUUGCUUAAACCUGAAGCAGCCUUUGUACGGGCACACGCAGCCUGUGACCUGCUUGGCUGCCUCCACCUCCUACAGCAUCAUCGUGAGUGGAUCCACCGACAGAUCCUGUAUCAUCUGGGACCUGAACCAGCUGACACCCAUCGCCCAGCUUCCGGGCCAUGAGGCCUGCCUCUCGGCUGUUGCCAUCAAUGAUUCAACGGGUGACAUUGCCUCUUGUGCUGGGACGGCCCUCUACUUAUGGAAUGUCAAUGGACAGCCUCUGGCUACAGCAACCUUCAGCCCUGGAGCCACCAUUUUGUGCUGCUGCUUCAUGGAAGUGAUUGACUGGGACGUGCAGAGCCUCAUAGUCACGGGAGACACAGAUGGGACUGUAAAGGUCUGGAAAGUUGAAAAUAACUCACAGGACAUUAGUAUGAGAUCACAAAACAACUCUUCUGAAUGCCAAGGAAAAACGGGCAACAAGGUGGAGAAACCGUUCACCCUCUGCCUGGAGAUGAAUCUCAGCACGACUCCGUCGGAGAGAACUAGCAAAAUUCCAGCUGUCACAGCCCUGGCGGUUUCCAGGAAUUCUUCCAAGCUCCUGGCCGGCGAUGACACAGGAAAGCUCUUCUGCUGGUCAGUAGAUGAGUAGGAAAAACCAUCGUCUGGUCCUCGAUGGCCUCACCUGGACGUGAGAUGUGCAGAGAAUGAUGAACCACAAUACCAGGCAGAGACAGGUGUAGGUCUUGGGUAUAAUCUCUGCCAUAGUCUAAGCCUGCUAUUAAAUAAUGUGAUAUGAAGCCAAAGACUUUCUCCUGCCAACCAAUGCUGGAGGUUAAGGAAAUGUCCUUAUUACCAGCAUUUAUUAUUUCCAGGAAACUUGGCAGCUGUGGACUAAAUCCUUUGACCCUGGCCUGUGAACCCUCUAAAACUUACCGUAACCAUGGGGAAGGGGAGGGGGUGUUACCUGCGGUCCAACGCAGCUCCAUUUUCUCUCCCCACUGCAUCCUCGUUCAGUUACCAAAGGUCUGUUUGUCUAGGGCAGAGGUGGCCAACUCCCAAGAGACUGCGAUCUACUCACAGAGUUAAAAACUGGCAGUGAUCUACCCCCUUUUGGGGGGUUCAGGUCA